Messenger RNA from Meyerozyma guilliermondii ATCC 6260, 768 nucleotides. RefSeq lists its product as uncharacterized. The record is from RefSeq and is a predicted model, not a curated record. NCBI's taxonomy places the organism in Eukaryota, Fungi, Ascomycota, Pichiomycetes, Serinales, Debaryomycetaceae. Gene Ontology annotation, biological process: protein folding in endoplasmic reticulum. The transcript is spliced from 2 exons. Gene Ontology annotation, cellular component: membrane; EMC complex. The coding region runs from base 1 to 768 and encodes 255 amino acids.
AUGGAUCUCCCCGACAUUGAGCUCGAUCCCCAGCUCAAAUACUGGGUUCUUCUACCCAUUUCCUUCGUCAUGGUGUUGGUGGGACUUCUCAGAUCGAAUAUCACCGUGAUGAUGCAACCCAAUCCCAAAUUGGAGCCGUUUCGAAAAAUUCGGGAAAAGCAAUUUCUCAAGCGGGCGGCUUGUUUUCGUCAAAAUAAUGGCGUUUUAACUGCGAGUGAGUUCACAAAUCGUCAAAAUUACUUUAUUGAAACGCUAAAAUCUCCCGAAUUUUACGCUGAAAAGCCAGAAGCCAACGCUUCCCCAACCAACCCUUUCACUGAUCCAUCGAUGAACGACGCAUUGAUGUCGAUGGCCAAAGGAAACUUGAUGAACUACAUUCCUCAGACAGUUAUUAUGGGCUGGAUCAAUUUUUUCUUUGCUGGUUUUGUGAUCAUGAAGUUGCCUUUUCCGUUGACCGACGGGUUCAAGAGUAUGUUGCAAAAUGGAGUGGCGACGCCAGAUUUGAACGCAAGGUACGUUUCAGCCAUCUCGUGGUACUUUGUCAAUUUGUUAGGAUUGCGUCCAGUCUACUCUUUACUCAUGGGAGACUCGACCGCAGCCGACCAAUUGAUCCAGCAGCAGCAGCAGCAGCCCCUCCCCAAUAUUGGUGGCCCUGGAGGUCCUAAGGUGGACAAGGUAUUUGCAGCCGAGGCGGAAAAUAUUCAGAUUUUGUCGCACGAGUCGGUUUUUACGGGUAUCGUGGAUCGUGUACUAGCUGCUCAUUCGUAA